GUCCUAGUAGAAGUACUAGAUUUAGUGUUUCUUGUGGUGGUGCCAGCAGAAGUUGCCGUUUGAUUUGGCAUCUUACUCUUUUUAGCAAAACAAGAUGUCUUCGAGCGACGACAGCGAUGAAGAGGAGACCGACGAAGAGACCAUCAACAUCAAUAUUCUCUUAAGGCUCGUUCUUUUGGAUACAUAUACAAUUUUUUCUAUUUGUUCUUAGGAUUUAAUUAUGAACAAGUGUUGAGGUGGGAUGUCCCAAUUUUUCAUUAAGUUCCGCUCUAGAAGUAUUCUUGUUUUGAGCUCUAAUUGAGGUGGGUGCUUCUUAUUUUUUCUAGUAGAGUUCGUUGAUUGUUUCAUAAUUUUUGAGCUUCUCUAAUUCAAGGAGGUGCCCAGCAGCGGCAGGCGCCUGCAGAAAGUUCGGAAUCAGAGGAAGAAGACACCGACCCCAGCGAGGAUGAACAGGAACAGUCGCUGCCUCCAAGUGAUGGGCUUGGGUCUCUUAGCGAGGAGGAAGAGGACACAAUGUCCUCGGAAGCGUCGGAAGCGGCUUCGGAUGGUGCAGAAGCGAUGCAGACGCAAUUAAGGCUUAGUAGGAAACUGUAAUCCAUCUUCUGAAGCAUCUCAGACCUGUCCCAUAAAAAGAGAAAAAUUAAUAGGUCUAAGAUGAAUCCCGCGAUGGAUUAGGGUGAGCUCUAACGCAAUCUUCGGAAUUUCUCGAGAGUAGUAUACCACCGGAAAGCGAACCUCCUCCACCAUCUUCAAGUGCAACGGCUACAACAGAGUCGGCAAGUGAGGAAGAAGAAGCGCCAGAAUUCGCAAGCGAUGGAGCGGAGGCCGAACAGCCACAAGUGGUUAAGGCUACCGCUGACCCAUUGUACAUUUAGAACUUCUAGUUGUACCAACAAGUAGAUCAAGCUGAAGUCUUUCCUUGUUCUCGUCAACAUCACCAUUAUCCUUGAUGGUUCUCCUUGUGAUUCUAAGUAUGUGGAAUAUCCCUCACCAUUCUUUUCUCCUUGCGACAUCCCUUACUCUUCAAACAUCCUGCUCUUCAAACAUCCUGCUCUUCAAACAUCCUGCUCUUCGAACAUCCUGCUCUUCAAACAUCCCUGGCUCUUCAAACAUCCUGCUCUUCAAACGUCCUGCUCUUCAAGCAUCCUGCUCUUCAAACAUCCUGCUUUUUAAACAUCCUGCUUUUUAAACAUCCCUGGCUCUUUUUCUCUUUGAAAGGAUCAUGGAUGGAGUCGGGGAAGCGAACGCGGUAGCUCUAACGUGAUUUCGGAAGCUAAGGAGUCGGAGUCUCCGGUGAGUUCUGCCGGUUAUGAUGAACACAAUAAAGCUUGUUUGACUUUGAUCUACAAGUGCUUCAAAUAGAGAUCAUUCGACUACUUGUUUAAGUAGAUCUAGCACUUCUACAUUGGAUCGAGAUACGAGAGUACUUGUUUAAGUGGAUCUAGCACUACAUUGAAUCGAGAUACGAGAGUACUUGUUUAAGUAGAUCUAGUACUUUAUAUAUAAGUAGACGAGAAAGAGAUAGAAGAGUACUUUUUUAUGUAGAUGAUCUAGUACAACUUUAAUCGCAGUUCUUAAAUGAGUUAGUGGUCUUAGAUGAGUUACUAGCGUACUGCAGUUGUACAACUAGAUCAUCAUCAUGUCUAGAUGAAGAUGAUAUAGCUCAUGAAGACAUGAUGAAAAAAGUUUUUGUUUGAUCGAAUUGAAAAGUAGCUGUAGUUGGAGUACAACGACCAAUUAAGAAUUAUAAGAUUACUUAAUAUAGCUAGGCACGACAGUGAUGUGACACGGCCAUGAAAGCUUCUGUCAGGAGCCGCCGAAGUCUUAGAUGAGUUAGCGUACUGCACUUGUACACCUAGAUCAUCAUCAUGUCUAGAUGAAGAUGAUAUAACUCAUUACUUAAAUCUUAUUAUACUAGCAAACGGUGUUGGCAAAAGUUAGAAAAAGAGGCCGUCUACAACACCGUGUAUAUCAUGCAGCUCUAGUAGUAAGUAGAUCUAGUGGUCUAGUAGUAAGUAGAUCUAGAUCUCUUCAUUCCUGUCCCGAGACCGCCUCUGAAGACGACGAGGACGAUGGCGAUUUCAAGCAUGUGAUUAAAGCGGAGCACUUCCCACCAGGUGUGAUGCCGUAUCAGACGAUUUUGACAAAAAAUCUACUAGCUGGCGUUGGCGUACAAAAUUAUGGACACUAGAUGGAGUAGAACUAGUUGGAACUAGUUGUAUGUUGCUGGGCGGGAGGAAAGACACUGGAAGUACUUAGCGGCGUGUAGCUAAGAGGCGGCGCUACCGAUUACCGUACGCGUUCAAAAUCGCCUCAAGUAAGUCGCGGAAGCAGACGUCAUCAAGAGCAGCCCUCUACUUUUUGGUCUACUGGGCAAGAAAAACUACUACAUUUGGGUCGUGGAUCAUCAUCUACAUUUUUUGGGGGGAGACUUGUUUUGUUGAAAAGUUUGUUGAAGAGAUGGGCGUUGUGCUUCAUCGUUUGCGUAGUCGUAGCGCCUGGCCGUUGUGCUUCAGGCUCCCCGCGGGGUAAUUAAAUGGAACUAUGGCCGGAAAUUGUAGACACAGGCCCCCAAAAAAAAAAGUUCGUUGAAGACCCCACCGGGAAUAAACGAAUGUCCGACCACAAUGCACUUCCUCUAACCUAAAACCAAGCCAAUGGAUAUGACGGAUGGCGAGUAUAUCGAUCGCGUAAUCGACCCAGCUCUACGUCCACUAGUUGACGAUUUGUCCAAACGAAUGCCCACUAAUCCAAUGGCGUACAUACGGAUGUGGGUACUUCUAAUCCUGCUUUCUGGUGAUAGUACUUCAACACCUUAAUAUUAUUAUUCAGGCGAUGACGAUUCCGAAUCCGAUUAGGAUUCUUGAACUGAAUAAUAAUUUCUCUUGUGCAAUCAAUUAUCAAUUUCAAGGCAGCUUCUAAAAUCGAGUCUACAACUUGUUUAAUCAGAUGACCACAGGGACAAGACUUUUCCUUUUGUGCAGACAAUUAUGGAGUCGUUCCUUUAUACAACGCUUGCUAUCUGACCACAACAUCAGUUGGACAACCCUCCUCCGUUGAACGUGACGAUGUACGAGCGACGACGAUACUACGACAGCACCAUUGCACCAAUUAUCCACUCUAUAGUCGAGGAAGCAUUGAUGCGACGACCUCCAGACUUUCUGAGGUGGCUCAGGGACCUCAUGAAGACGACAGUGCUCAAGGGGAAUCGACAUAUAUUAUGGCUGGUGCCUCAUCUAAUUCAUGAUCUCUGUGUGUAAUGUGUAUAAUGUAUCAUCAUGAUCGCGCAAGCUCAACCGUAGUAUAAAAAUUCAAGGGACGUUCAUAUUUUUGAGGGAGCCCCUUUUUAACCUCGGUUCUGGCACUUAUCUCACGCUCCUUAACCCUUUUUUUGGGGGAGUUCCAUGGGGCUGAAUAAGAGGCACUAGCUCAUCUAAAUAUAGGCGCGACAAGCGAUGGCCAAAUCCCCUUGGCCUACAGGGACUACGUCGCGUCGGAUGAAACCAUGCUGCAAUUGUUGAAAGCAGCUAUAAACAAUCCGGAUCCACCGAAGAUCGGCAACAGUUUGCACACGAAAAUCAACGACAUCAUCCAGCAGAGUGGGGGUGGAGAUCUUAGUGAAGUUUUGCAGAAGAAAAUUGCAAUGCAGGAUAAUUUUUUGGUAAGGCCAAGGAAGGCUCAGGCUGUUCUUUACGAUAAUUCUUAAUCAUCUCUUUUUCUUCCACCGAGUAGACAUAAGACCUAGGGGGUGUUUGUCUUGUUGUCAGAAAGUACAGCUAUGUAUAAAGAAGUACUAGGUCUUCUCCAAAAACUAGGGUAAAAAAGUACUACGCCAGUGAAGAGAAAAUAAUCUUCUAAUUUUUAUUGAUUCAACAUCAUUUUUGCGCCCCCUCUAAGCACAGUGAACGCUGCCAAUUCUGGCUCAGCCGGUGGUGACAAACAAGCCGUAGCGCAAGCUUUGAUCGGUCUAGCGAAUUCACUCAUGGGUGGUGGAGGUAGUGGUCAGGAGACAAUCGCUCCUGGGAGUCCUGCCUUUGGACCGUUAGUUAAGAAAUCUUGCUUCGGAAGCAUUUUUUGGUAAUCCAUCUUGCUUGCAUCGGCUACAACAGAAUCGGCCUAUCUUGCUUGGGAAGCAUCUUGGGGCACCGCUCUAAGGGAAAAACAGAUUCAAGAUGACUUUCAAGAUGGAUCACGGAAGAAUCUAAUUUAGGUUUUAACGUUGGUGGCGUGCCUGACGGAGCCUUACGCCAGCCAAUAGGUGGCAUGAAUUACGCGGCGGGGCAGAGACCGACGAAUUAUGAGAAAAUGAUGCUGGAAUAAAGAUGAACGUGAAGGUGUCGUGAAGAAGAGUUUAGAGAAGAUUUACCUUGCUUGUUUUUACCGAAAUGCAAUAAUUACUUUAUGAACUUUAGGUGUACAACUUAUACAGCUCCUUUAGAGUGCGCUAAUCCAUUCUUCAGGAGUAGAACAAGGUGAAAGAAUUGGAAGCUCAUCUUCUAACUCAUCUCGGGAGGUGUGGGUUUUAACGCGCACGCUUUGCACAACGUAAACCUAGAAGCCGGUCCAGGACUUUCUGCGGAUAAGAUUGGGCCGUUGCACCAAUCUACUGGACAAACAAUCGCCAGAGUAAUGACUAACAAUGCCCGCGCGAGGCAUGAGGGAGAGACGAAUUUGACUGGGCAGAUAGCGCCGAUUCCAACUGAGCGCGGAGGAUGGGAUAAUGAGGUGGAAGACACCAUGCGACGAGAGUGGAAGACAGAGGCUGAUGAGAUUUAAGGCUUCCCCCAAUCCAUCUUUGUAGGGAUCCCUCAAUCGCAAUCGCAUGCACCGAAAUGCAAUGGCGAACAUUCUUGAGAAAUCUCCGCCAGGAUGAAUUGGGGAGAGGUCUAAGAGGUAUUCCGUCUCCAUUUUGAUCAUAGUGCUGAUACAAAAGAGCUGGGAGCCUUGCAAGGAGAACAGUUGCAAAAAAUUGAGCAUGAGAUGCAAGGGGAAGGAUCUGCGGCAGGCAGUGGCGGUGGUGGAUCAAUCGAGUCUGGGAAUGAAGACGAACAAGCUGGUGGGGGUGGGGCAUCAGCCUCAGGAGCUAAGAACAAGAAAGGUGGGUCAGAUGGGUCAGCUGCAGCAGCGCCACCUGCACGAGCCAACCCAUACUCAUUCUAUGCCGAUCUACACGACGCGGAUAUGGAAGAGGAAGGCUGGCUGACCGGAGAACAAGCGUUUUUAUGGAGGUACAACUAGACGCAAUAAAGACAGAGACUUUCAAAUUCAGUACGCUCUUCUGGUUGUCGUGAAGUAGUGACGACUACUUGACUACUUAGAGAGUCUGAUUUAUUUGACUCAAGUGAGUAGCUUGUUCAUCAUGAAAAUAAAUUCUCUGAUAAUGGUGAAAGCUACUCUUGACUCAUCAAAAACCUCUAACUCUCGGCUCAUCAAGUAAAUCGAAAUCGGCGAAUACUAGAAAAAAUAAAAACGAUCGCGAAGCAGGGAGAGCGAGUUCACCAUCUUCGAAGAAAAACAAGAAAGCAUCUGCUUCAGAAAGCAAGGGAGAAGCCAAAGCACGUGGUCGAGACUCCUCCAUAGAAAAAAAGUCCAAGAAAGAAAAGGGGUCGUCAAGGAAAGAAGACAAGCGUGCAAGUGACAGGGAGACUGUUAAUUUGGAGAGUUCCCGAAGCAGACGAGCAACAUCGAGAACCACAACGAGUCCAAUAUUGAAAGACACCUCAUCUUCAUCGCGUUCCUCACUCUUGCGUGCUCAUGAUUCCCCUAAAAGGUCCGUGACUUUUUCUCCCGACGUCCUCCGAGACAACGUCGACGUGUACCCCGCCAGAGAUGCAGACUUGUACAGGGGUUUGAAGUACGACUAUUCCAAAGCCACUAGAGAUCGAGAUCGAGAUCCACUUACCACCACCACGGGUCGGCAAAGUAAUUAUAGAAGAGGUGCUGCUAGACCCACUUCUCCAAGAACUACAAGUGCCAGAAGUGCUGGAGGACACGAUUUCGAACCAAGAACGAAACUCGCUGAAGACAUUAUCAAAGCUGCGAGGGCGACGAGAGUUGUAGAUCGAACAUCUCCCAGGAGACGUGCUGUUGGAGAAGGUGGCACAACAACUACUGCAACAUCGGAUGAACAAUACAGGAGUUUUGCGCGUGAGGGUGCUCACACACGAUCGGCAGGAGCUUCUUCUUCCAGUUCUAGCAUAGCAGGAAAAACAUCUUCGGCAUCCAGAACAAGACACAGAAUUGAUCUUUCAAAAGUGAGCCACGGUGAACGUGAACAAGGAGCUUCAUCACCCUCGUCGAGUCGAGCCUUGCAAGAGCUUGACGCUGAAUUUGCUGAGCUCCAAGGUGGUCGCGGCCACAAAAAUCAGAAGAGCGCAGGAGCCUCUGGACUCGACUUGAAUAGUAGAACCACUUCUAGAGAUCCCUCUGCGAGGACGCUAGAUUUCGACUCCACUUCUGUUUAUUCAGACGAUUCAAAGGGAUCAUCUUCUACCUCAUCAUCUGUACGUCCUGAUGGAGUUGUGCGUGUUCGAACUAGACCACGCGCAGGUGCCGCUGACCUUGGAGAUCAUACUGUUCGUUCGAGUAGAGAACUGUUGAAGGAAAGAAAGAAAACGAGGACUGCUGCUGCAACGUCCUCGUCAUCGCACCAGCUAGUGUCUAGUACAGCGAGGAUUACUAGUUCUAGUAAAACGAAAACCACUUCUUCCAGUUCGAUGGCGAUGACAAAAAUAGACAAAAACUCAGCACCGGUGACUGGUGGUUAUUUGAUUCGUGUUACACGACAACACUUGGAGGAGGCAGCAUCAAACCCGAUCGUGGACGCAAAUGUUGGAAGCUUGAUGUCCCUGAUGAAAGAGGCUGGGUUCUACGAAGCGUGGCGCAAAAGUGGAGACAAGUUGCCACCUAUCGGCGAUGUGCUCUGCACAGUGUCAUUACCCACUUCUGCGUCCGGCGAAUUGCCUGAGGCCUCGGACGACGAGCGUUUUGCACGACUAGUUCGGACAAAGGCCUUGUUGGUGAUGCCAGUUUUAUGGACUCUGAUGUUUUUUAGUUCACCUUAUAUGCUAUAAUCCCACCUAUUAAUAUCAUGUUUAAUUCCCCACGACCACCUCCUCUUCUAAUAUCUGGUCGCAAAGCGGUCAUACCGCCACACGAGUUGCUCUCGCAUAGUGUGAAAGCGAUCGCUCUGUUUCUGCGCCGCGUCCUUCGAAAUUUCCAGACGCUCUCACGGAUCGAAGUCUUAGAUCCAGGAGUCCAGCUUGCGGAGAUGUAUUCUACCUCUGCGUCUUCGAGAAGGAAUUAAGGGUAGGUUAAAGGUGCUUUUCUUACCGCUUUUUAUGCCUUAGGAGGAGAAAGGCAUAACAAGCGGGGUAAGCGAGCACGAAAAACCUACCUCUAAAGGAAGUCGCGUCAAGAAGGGUCCUCUGGGUCUAGUCUUUCCAAACUCCAGCAAGAGGUAACAUCAACCUGCGACACGCCAAGUUCAGUUGUGGAUAUGCGGCUUGCUAGAGCUGGAUCUGUCGUGGGUCGACGUCUGCGCAUGCUAGGGAUCCUAGAGGAGAGUCUGGCGUCGUCGAUCGUUUCGGACUCGCCUUCGGAUGAGCGCGAUGCAGCAAGUUGGCGUUUGGCUUUCGCUGAAAAAGGCGGCGAAGUUGUCGAUAUUAUAGGGGCGAAAGAAUGAAAUCUUUCGCUGAAAAAGGCGGCGAAGUUGUCGAUAUUAUAGGGGCGAACGAAUGAAAAUGAUGCUUCUUGGCCACCUAGAAAAGGUUAUAGAUAUUUACAUAGGUGUAGGUCUUCACGUCGUUUAGAAUUCGAAAAGUAUCUAUGUAAUCUUCGUUUUUGCAUAAGUAAGUGGGUGACCAGCAUGGAGAUUGAUGACUGCUUUUUCCGAUGUUCACAGUUUUUUUUUCAAGAAUUGAUUUUUCUGCAUCGUUACAUAAGGAACAAACUGGUUCUUGUUCCUUAUGUGGAUUCCACCACGGACACGAAGUUCGUGGAGGUCCUGAGCAGGUCCUACACUCAAUAUUUUUAUCUACCAAGAAACACUUCUGCGUUAUUGUUUCGUUUAUCACUAAGAGAACUGAAUCGACGUUGUUUAUAUAGAACACUCUCUCUAUUUUCUGGACAGUUAAAAAGUCAGCAGAAAAAACGUAGAUAUGAUCGACACGGCUUCGACUGUUUCGUGUACAGAAGCACCAAAAAGAGGGAUGCGAUUUGAUUUUGGUUUUGCUCGAUGGCUGUCUGAUGUAAGAAAGAAUUGCGAUCUUCGGUUGUCAUGGCAAUUCUUCCAAGAAAUGAUAGAGUCCAACAUUCUAGGAUGAAGCCGAAGAUUAUAGGAGAGUAUGAAGAUUGGGCUUCACGUACUCUCGCAGGAC
Amoebophrya sp. A25 is the source of this 8378-nucleotide messenger RNA. The record is from the annotation of a GenBank genome assembly. NCBI's taxonomy places the organism in Eukaryota, Dinophyceae, Syndiniales, Amoebophryaceae.